AUGUUGUUUAACGAGAAGAAUAGAAAGAAUACUAAUCAAGGAGCAAUGCGAGUAUUUCGAAAUUCAAAAUAUCGUUAUUUAUUCUGGAUUCUAUUAUUAAUAUUACUUUGUAUUUCACUAUUUUAUUACAAAUUUUCUUUUGUUGGUAUUUAUUCUAACGAUAUACCAAUUCUAACAACAUGUACAUUUUCAAAAACAUUUAAUUAUUCUAUGAAUGAGAGAGAAUCAAUUAAUUGUCAGUUAUCAAAUAAAGAAAGUGGCAAUUUUUUUUGUGAACAAGAUGGUCUAUGGAAUCGUCGAAAACAAAUUUAUCAUAUUCAACGUCAACGAAAUGAAAUGAAAACGAAAAAUAACUUAUUUUUUAGUACAAAUUAUGAGCCAACAUUUCAUUGUUCAUUUGAACGUCGUUUUGGUGCAAUUGGUGAUGGUGGUAAAUGGAUAUGUGAUUCAUAUCGUUUUGAUACAAAAUCAACAUGUUUAAUUUAUAGUUUUGGUUCUAAUAAUGAUUUUACCUUUGAAAUCGAUCUAAAAGACUCUUUGCCUAAUUGUGAUAUUCAUACGUUUGAUUUAAAUAAAUAUGAAUGUCCUGAUCAGAUUUGUACAUUUCAUCAACUUAAACUUGGAAAUGGUAUCGAUAAACAUACUAAAACACUUGGUAUGAUCAUGGAUGAAUUAGAUCAUGCAAAAUAUGAAUUGGAUAUACUUAAAAUUGAUAUUGAAGGUGGUGAAUAUUCAGUAUUUCCAUCAAUGUUUAAUGAUAAAAUUUAUCCUCGUCAAAUUCAAGUAGAAAUUCAUCACAAAAAUGUUAAAGCAACUCACGAAUUAUUUGAUUUGUUCGCUGAAAAUGGUUAUGUUAUAUUUCAUAAAGAACCAAAUUUAUUAAACACAAAAAUAUUUGAAUUUGCUUUAUUAAGAUUAAAUCAACAAUUUUUUAACUUAACAAAUCAUGAUACAUGUAAUUAA
Didymodactylos carnosus is the source of this 963-nucleotide messenger RNA. NCBI's taxonomy places the organism in Eukaryota, Metazoa, Rotifera, Eurotatoria, Philodinida, Philodinidae. The record is from the annotation of a GenBank genome assembly.